AUGAAAAACGACACCAAGAUUGCGGGUUGUUGCGAGCGGGCGGUGGAGCAAAAUAUCGGCUAUGUUUGGAUCGACACGAUUUGCAUCGACAAAUCGAGCAGCACGGAGCUGUCCGAAGCCAUCAACUCGAUGGGCAAGUGGUACCAGAGGGCGGUCUGUUGCUUUGCCUAUCUCUCAGAUACAGGCGACAUUUCCUAUAGCGGUGCGGAUGCCACGCUAAAGCUCCCCACGCAUAGUAGGUGGUUCACGCGCUCUUGGACGCUACAGGAGCUUCUUUCCCCGUACGAGGUCAUGUUCUACGACCGCCGGUGGACUCACUUGGGCUUCAAAACCCGCGGCUUCUCGGGAUCGUCGGACCCAGCGAGGCAAGCGCUGUGCCUCUCAGCCCGGAUUUCCACUCUGACGGGCAUCCCCGAAAAGUACAUCCUUAGCCGCUCCGAGUUGUCCAAGGCGAGCGUGGCGCAGAGGAUGAGCUGGGCGGCCAAACGGCAAGCGACGAGGAGGGAGGACGUGGCGUACUCCUUGAUGGGCUUGUUCGGAGUCCACAUGCCCAUGUUGUACGGCGAGGGCGAUAAUGCGUUUAUCCGGCUGCAAGAGGAGAUUUUGCGCACCACAGACGACGAGUCCAUCUUUGCCUGGGGAUACGGGCUCGAGGAGCGUAGCACCAAGGGCGGCGUGUUUGCGUCGUCGCCAGCGGAUUUUGCGCGCUGCGGCCGCGUGGGGACGGUACCGCUAUACCAGAGCUGGGCGGAGAGCCCGCUCUCGCACUACUCCAUGACGAACAAGGGCCUCUUUUUCGAGCGGCCCGUCGUCAAGCUCCCGGGGUUGUUUGAAACCUACCUCCUCCCGCUAGACUGCGUGCUGGAGCCGGGACCGGGCCAGGAACCUUCGUGCGGCCCCACGCCGACAAAGAUUUUCGCGCUCCCGCUUGCCGGCACAGCUAGAACGACUGACAGAUUGCACGUGACGAUAAGUAGCAAGCCGGUGCUGGUGGAUCCGCGCUAUUUUAGCAAGGUGAAGACGUUGUCAAGGGUAUACAUCACCAAAAGCCUCGGGUGGCCGAAAGACGCUGGCCUCGCGUUUCGGGUCAGGGACAAAAAGAGCCUGCCGCAGAAAAAUUUGAUGAGCGAUCCUGAGGUGAUUAGCAAUCCUGAGGUGUACCCGACCACCUGGUCUCCCCUGUUUCUCACCUCCCUGAUGCGUUCUGGCUGGGCCCAACAGACCAUCACCUCGGUGGACGCCCAGGCGCCGGUGGUCCAGACGAGGUUGAGCCAUGAUCAAGCGUACUUCCGGCUGAACGGGUCGGAGGGGGCGACUACAUCUUGCGCUUGGAGUACAAAUUUUCCCGCCAGGCCAACGACACUUGCCAGCCCGUCGACCUCAACAUCCAAGUGCAGCAGCUGA
Parascedosporium putredinis is the source of this 1404-nucleotide messenger RNA. NCBI's taxonomy places the organism in Eukaryota, Fungi, Ascomycota, Sordariomycetes, Microascales, Microascaceae. The record is from the annotation of a GenBank genome assembly.